AUGAGCAUUGGAGAAGAAGAAGGGAGAAGAAGGGAGAAGAAGGGAGAAGAAGGGAGAAGAAGGGAGAAGAAGGGAGAAGAAGGGAGAAGAAGGGAGAAGAAGGGAGAAGAAGGGAGAAGAAGGGAGAAGAAGGGAGAAGAAGGGAGAAGAAGGGAGAAGAAGGGAGAAGAAAGGAGAAGAAGGGAGAAGAAGGGAGAAGAAGAAGAAGAAGAAGAAGGGAUCGUAUUGAGAGGGUCGUGUCCCGUCCCCAGACCUGACCUUGCGCCGAAGCUAAAAUUGAUGUUCCGCAUAUUUUCUGCUCUACUUGUCCUCUCAGGAUGUGCGCUGUCAAUGCCACCUCCAGCCGGGCUCAACUUAAAACCAGCAAAGGCACUCGGUGAAGAGCAACCAAAGGCCUUUUUGAGUAUUGCUCCCGCAGAAGUAUCCAGGGAACCGCCCAACCUACGACUGAGAUCAAGAAUGAUGGCAGCGUUAAAUUCCGUUAAUGAAACAGGUAAGAAGGAUCUGGUACCUCUCGGCUCUCAAACUCUUAUUCUCACCAAGAAUAGGAAGUACAAAAAGCCAUUAUCCAACAGAUCGUUCUUUGGUGUUGUCACGGAGGAACCGAUUACAGCUAGACCAAUCGCACGACCUUCUCCAAAGACUUUGCCAUCAUCGGCGAAUUAUGGAGUGAAUCCCGUGUUGCAAACGAAUUUUGUCGACGCCCAAGGACGUAUCCUAAAAAAUGUCGUUUCGAUUCCUAUUCGUGUAGGAGAUGCGCAGAUAAAACAAGUCAGAGGAAUCAUCGACGGCAUCAGCUCACGUGGCAGGGGUCAACUUUUAACGCCUGAAGAGCAGCGCAAGCGGAAGAUGAGGACUCUUAAAAUUCAGCUCGACUACGUUCUGGCGAGGAAUAUUCCUCAGCCAGAUAUCCGAAAACCUAGAGCUGUUUGGGACGUCGCGUUCGACUCUGACCACCGUUCAGUUCUUCUCAGUUUUAAGAUACGGUUCCACAAGAGAAACCGAGGAGUUCUUCUCCAACCGAAAAUCGACAUGGUAGGUCUGAAAGACGAUGAAUGCAGAAGAAAAUUCCGCCAACGUGUGUCUAUUCAUGUUGGAGUACGGACUAGGAAGAAGCUUAGCGAUGCGGAUUCCUCCACAAAGAGCAUCCAGGACGCUGCAAGGGAAACGCUCCCGGUUCCACUGCCGCGGAAGAAGUUUGCCUUUGCAUCUGCGAAAACAAAAUCCGCAUACAAUUCUGUAUGUGUCGCGCGCAGCGCUGGUGACUUCAACCAGGGAAAGCGUCUUAGAAGGAAGCUGCGUCGUCAACUGCAACAAGACCGCGAUAACGAGUGGACGUCAAGAGCGAUGGAGUUUGAGAAGGCGUGGGAGGACAAGAAUCCGCGGAAAGCCUACACUCUACUAAAACAGUAUAGCGGCAAAAUGAAAAGAUGUUCCCAUGUCCUCAACACUGCCAACGGGAUCUUGCUGAACCGGCUAGCACCGUCAGCUCCUGAACUCGAACGCGUUCAUAGACCGACAUAUGCGGUUAACGAGGAGGCACCGACCGAGACGGAGGUCCUGGUCCGUAUUCAGAAAAUGAAGAAUGGAAAAUCUGGUGGAGACGACGGGAUUAGCGCAGAAAUGCUAAAAUAUCUUCCUCCAUCUGGGAUCCGUGAGAUGACAAAGAUCAUCCGUUCAAUAUGGAUAAACGAAAGGAUACCUGAUUCGUGGAGACACGCUAUCAUAAUUCCCCUCCACAAGGAGUUAUCCGUCACGGACCCAAGGAAUUAUCGAGGAAUCUCUUUGCUGCGUGUUAUGUACAAGGUACUGGAGCGCAUUAUCCUGGACCGACUCAUCAAACAUCGCGAAGAAACAAUGCGCGACGAGCAAGCUGGCUUUCGUCCUGGCCGAUCUACGAUUGACCAGGUGUUCAUCGUCAUGAGAGUGAUCGAAAUCUGGCAGCGGUAUUCGAAGCCAAUGCAACUAGCGUUUCUGGACUUUGAAGCCGCGUUCGACUCUCCUCACCGAGGCCGUCUUCUAAACGCGCUUCGCGCCGAUGGAGUACCAGGAAAGUUCGUUCGCUUGCUUGAUGACAUGAAUCAACGAACAACUGCUGCAGUUCGAACACCAGCCGGAUGUACAACACCGUUUGAAGUGGUAACUGGAGUAAGACAAGGGGCGGUGGCAGGACCCUUCCUGUUCAAUUUCGCCAUCGACGACAUUAUGCGAAGAACAGUCGACCAGUGUCCUGCCGACAUUGUCUUAGCACCAUCAGGGUGCCCCUUGACUGACCUCGAGUACGCCGACGAUGUUGUUAUAUUCGCGGAAAGCAGUACGAAACUUCAACAUGUUGUCAACCUUGUAUCGAAGCUGGCUGCAGCCUAUGGACUACACCUACGUCCUGAUAAAUGCAAGCAGAUGUGGAUCUCUUCGAGACCACGAACGGGAAUCAGGGUGGACGGACAACCGAUAGAACUCAUCGAUGAGUUCUGUUACCUAGGCUGUACGCUGAAGAACAAUGGCAGCUACGAGAGAGAUGUUCAGCAAGGAUGCGCUAAGGCCAAUUCUGCAUUUAACUCCUAA
Messenger RNA from Necator americanus (New World hookworm), 2565 nucleotides. RefSeq lists its product as uncharacterized. The record is from RefSeq and is a predicted model, not a curated record. The transcript has 8 exons. Bases 1 to 2565 code for a protein of 854 amino acids. NCBI's taxonomy places the organism in Eukaryota, Metazoa, Nematoda, Chromadorea, Rhabditida, Ancylostomatidae.